AUGCAGGCCGAAUCGAGCACAGGCACUCUGCCAGGUCUCUCGACGCAGACCAAGCUGGACAAGCCCUGUCGAUACUAUCUUCGGUCAGGUCGAUGCAGGAGGGGAGCCAAGUGUCUCUUUUCUCAUGACGAGACCCGGCGUCCGGUUCAGCCUGUAGAUGCGGCGCCCUCAGCGACGGAUGCAGGACCCAGCAGCUCUCGUCUGUCCGCACAGGCUUCAGCAUUUGAACCGGAUUCCUCGUCUCGCUCCACAUUGUCGGCAAGCGCCACUGACUUUCUGCCUACCGCGCAGAAUGACUCCGAUGACGACGAUGCCUGGCAAGAUAUCCCUUCCGAGCCCUCUGCAAAGGCACCUCGACCUCGAUCAAACCUGAAAGGCGUCCCCGCAUCCGUCACCUCAAACACCCUCCCGUGCUCCAUCUGCAUGGAGCUCCCCACCGUCUACGCCCAACACCCCAACUGCGACCACCACUUCUGCCCACCCUGUCUCAAUCGGUGGCGGCGUCAGCACACCCAGGCCAAGAACAAGGACUGUCCCGUCUGCCGCACCGCUUCCCGGUUCACCUUCGUCACGCCCCAACCCUUCACCGGCGCCGCGCGCACACUUGCGCUCGCCCGUUUUAGGGAGCGAGCCGCACAAACACCCUGCAAGAACUUCGAAAAGAGUUUGGCAUCGCGGAAGGGAAAGGAGCCGUUCUGCAUGUUUGGCGACGAAUGCAUGUAUAAGCACGAGGUCAAGGGGAAGGAGUUCAAGUUCGGGAGCGGGAGGGUGAGGAUCAAUAGGGGCGCAAAGGGGAGAAAAAGAGUCGCGAGGACAACGACGGGGUCCAGGAGGAGCAUUGGUGCCGAGUUCUUCGCGAGGAUCAGGGACAUGGAUGAGAGGGUGAGGAUCUUCAGGUCCAGUCGGUCGCUGACAAGUGGCAUGGGGAGCCAGCUGACUCUCCUGCGAGGAUGA
Molecule: messenger RNA, 954 nt
Organism: Kalmanozyma brasiliensis GHG001
Lineage: Eukaryota; Fungi; Basidiomycota; Ustilaginomycetes; Ustilaginales
Product: Zinc finger, CCCH-type
Exons: 1
Coding region: 1-954 (317 amino acids)
Biological process (GO): protein polyubiquitination
Molecular function (GO): ubiquitin protein ligase activity; metal ion binding
Source: RefSeq, a predicted model, not a curated record